AUGGCGACAGCAACGAGGCUGGGUCGUGAUUUGCUGUUCUCUUCUUCCUCAUCCACGAGCAAAGCCCUUCGCGCGUCAACGAUAAAGAUUCGGUUCGCCGACAUCAUCGUCAAGUCCAAGCUUAAAAGCGCUGAUGGAAAGGCAAGAAUCGAGAAGGAAAAGCUCCUGCGAAAGCAGCUUGAGGAGAAAGCUAGAAUCGAAGCGGCUGAGACCAGAAAAGCCCUGAGGUUGAAACAACGUCGAGCGCUCGAGAAGAUGGAGCGGGAAGCCAAAGCGGAACACCACUUGGUAACGGAGGACGAGUUCGUCCAUCUUUGCGGUGGACCCCGUCUCGUAGGAAGUCGCUGGUUGGUUCAAGAUCUCGGUUUGGUUUUGAGAACCGACGACGACGAUGAUGUCUCUGAUGAUGAAUCUCUCGAAAACCCAGAAGCUUGCCGUGAUAUUGAGGAAGGUGAAAUUGUUUAG
This is a messenger RNA of Thlaspi arvense, 465 nucleotides long. The record is from the annotation of a GenBank genome assembly. Lineage: Eukaryota; Viridiplantae; Streptophyta; Magnoliopsida; Brassicales; Brassicaceae.